AUGGGACAGAAGAAGCACCUUCGGGACUUCAUUUCUGAGGCCAAGCAUAUCAUCAAAGCACACAUUCGUCACUUUCUCGUUCUCUCUCUCACCUUCCUCUUCCCCCUCUCCCUCUCCCUCCUCCUCUCUCCCACCCUCUCUGACCUUUUCAACAAUCUCUUCUCCAACAACUCUCACACCUUUCUCCCACCACACACCACCAACCCCACCUCUCUCCUCUAUUAUCUUUUCCUUAUGCUCUUCUCCAACGGUGGAGUCAUCAGCAUCACCUACAGCGUUUACCAUUUCUUCCACGACCAACCCGUGAACCUCGUAUCCUCCUUCAAGUCCAUUUACAGUUUCUCCCUUCCCCUCCUCGCCACAACCAUCGUUUCUCAGCUCAUCUUAUUCGUCAUCUAUCUUUUCUAUGGGCUUCUCUUGCUUCUUCUCAUUUCCCGGGCACAGUUUCUCCACCUAACACUUCUCCCACACUUGUCCCCUUACAUCAUAGGGUUCUUUAUCGCGCUUCCUUUGAUACUCGUACAGAUGUAUUUGCAUGUUAACUGGACCCUGGUGUAUGCUAUUGUGGUGGUGGAAUCAUGUUGGGGUUUGGAGCCCCUGAGAAGAAGUGCGAGGUUGAUCAAGGGAAUGAAAGGAGUGGCUCUAUCUUCUAUCUUCUACUAUGGAAACUUUGCGGUGAUCUUUGUGUUGGGCUGCUUUUUUGCGACGAGGGGAUAUAAUUCAUUUAGUGAAAGUUGGAUUGCUACGGUUUUCAAUUGGGUGAUGAUUGUGACAUAUGCUUAUUUCAUUGCUAUGCUUAUGCUUUCUCAGAUUGUGGUUACUACGGUCUUGUACAUAUAUUGCAAGGCUAAUAAUGAUGUUGAGAUUGCAGAGGAGUUUGGAAAGUACUACAUUAGCUUGCCCUUCGAUGAUGGAAAAGUCUCGCAGGUUGUUUAA
This is a messenger RNA of Sphenostylis stenocarpa, 936 nucleotides long. The record is from the annotation of a GenBank genome assembly. NCBI's taxonomy places the organism in Eukaryota, Viridiplantae, Streptophyta, Magnoliopsida, Fabales, Fabaceae.